Kazachstania africana CBS 2517 is the source of this 1131-nucleotide messenger RNA. RefSeq names its product pheromone-regulated K(+) transporter PRM6 (gene PRM6). The record is from RefSeq and is a predicted model, not a curated record. The coding region runs from base 1 to 1131 and encodes 376 amino acids. NCBI's taxonomy places the organism in Eukaryota, Fungi, Ascomycota, Saccharomycetes, Saccharomycetales, Saccharomycetaceae. The transcript has a single exon. Gene Ontology annotation, biological process: potassium ion transmembrane transport. Gene Ontology annotation, molecular function: potassium ion transmembrane transporter activity. Gene Ontology annotation, cellular component: plasma membrane.
AUGUGGGGAUAUUUGCUAUUUAACAACGAAUGGAAGUAUCCAAUAAAUGGGAAGAAAUUUGACGAGUUAGAUCUUUCACUAUAUCGAAGUGCCAAGAGGAAAACUGUGAUUAAAUACAUUGUUAUUAUUUGGUGCCAAUGGUUUUUACAACUUACGUUGUUUCUUUCCGAUGUGUACACAUGCAUUAAAUUGAUAGCAUUCAACACCUGGUCCAAUAACUAUGUCAAACCAUUUCUUUCCUUUAAGAUAACAAGAUGGUUGUUCAGUGGGUGCAUUCUUUUCUCUAUAGUUUUGCUGAUUUGGGAAUUGAUCAAUGGGAUUAAAAUCUUGAAGACACAAAAUAUUUCGUUUGCUUACAUUAAUACAUGUUCUAAGACAAUAUAUUGUUUGACUAACUAUUCAAUUUACUGCAUCUUUGACAAGAUAACACCGAGUGGUGUGUUCCAAAGGUUGGCUUUUUUCAUUUAUUUCGAAUUAAAAAGCUCAUUUAGAUUGUUAUUUGCUGAUUCACCAAGACAAGUCAUCAAUGGUCUGACGUUAUGGUCAAUUUUAUUGGCAGACAGCAAUUGGAGUUCACAAGCAAAUGGUACUAGUAGUUUAAAUGGCCUGGAUUCGAUUCAUGGCAUAAUAAAGAGGUUCAAAACCAUUGCAGAAAAUAAUUCUGAGGAGGCAAUCAUAUUGGCAUGCAUGACCGUUUCAUUUUUUAUUUGGUUUCUAUUCAUUGUGAAAUUUUUCUUCGCCAUAUUUUGUUGUUUCAUAAUAUAUUAUAAAUUACUACAUGAGUUUAAAUUCAGUAGUUUGAAAGAGUAUGUGUGUAUAACAAUAAGUUAUAACAUUGAUUAUUUGACUGAGAAAUAUAAAUUUAAGAAAUUCUAUAUGGAGGUUAACACAUUGGCAAAUGAAAAAUAUCAUGGAAAUUUCGAGGAUGAUUAUGAAGAGACUGAUGAGUCUUUCAUGUACGAUACCUCACAUUUUGAUGAUGAGAUGAUUCGAAGUAGUUUGGUCAAGACCCCCGACACAAUUCCCAGCUAUUACUAUGAUAACGAGCACGCUCUGAAGACGUCGAAUACAGAUAUGAUGUUGUGGGAGUAUCUGAAACCAAGAAGAAACAAUACACUGACAACUUCUUAG